ACAUCGGAGUCAAUGGCGAUGAGAGAGAAAGCUCUGCAGUGUUUAGGACUGUGUCUAAUUGAUGAGUUGGAUGAUGAGAAUUUGAUAACAUUGAGAUAUCUGCUGGAGAAUCGUCAAGCAGAUCCAAAUGUCAUUGUGAAGUCAAAGCAGUACGCCGCGGUGCACUUUCUUGCGAGCCUGGAAAACAGAGAUUUUGCAGAUGCAGCGGCAAAUAUGAUUUUUGGCGAAUUCGGCGGCGAUCCCAAUGUGAAGGCGCUCCUCUGCGGAGUAACACCGAUGCACAUUGCGGCUGGCAAUGGAUAUGAGAAGCUCUUCGCCCUGCUUCUGGAGAAGGGUGGUGACCUAGAGAUUGUGGAUGAUGAUGGAAGGUGUCCACUUGCUUACGCUCUCGAGGAGAAUCGGCAGGAGAUUAUCAGUUUGGCUCAUGAUCACAUCCUGAAGCUGAAGAGACAGAAGAAACAGAGCGAGAUGUGCCUUUCUCCAGCGAUUGCAGGUCGCAUGGGCGUCACACCGGAUGGGACGCCUGUAAACUUCAACACUGCCAGUCCUUAUUAUAUCCACAUCACCCACCGAAGGAAGACGCCUCACUCUGGCACUGGAUGCUCGAGGGAUCAGCUGCAGCUGCCCGAGGAGAAGGAGAACAUUUACAGUACACCGAAGAAAGUGAAUUUGUUUGAUCUGACCAAGGAAAAUCUCGAGCAGCACUCGAAGUGUUUUUCGUCGAAUGGCGAAGAUCGCCAGUCGAAAAUUGCCGUGUGGCGAGAGAAGGUGUCCAGCUCCAGAAGUCGCCAAUCCUUCACUCGUUGCAUUGAGGAGAUGGAGAAGAUGCUGAGCCAGUUUAGUGAUCUCGACACGACGUCUGAGUGUUCAGAUCGUGGCUCCAGGAGCCAAUUCUACACUGCUCAUGAGACUGAGAACGAUUCUUAUGAUGUUCGCCGCUCCCCGCGCCUCAGUCAGAACUCAGUGCUGUACAUGGUGGAGAUUUAUCAGCACGAAGAUCCAGAGAAUAAUGUGCAGUUCUUCGAGCGCAAGUUUGGUGUGCCAGGAUCGUCUUGCGGAGAGGACGCGGCGGAAACCACUCUGUCCACGAUGUUAAAAAUACCGUCAGAGUACGAAACGGACGCUCUGAGAGAGGAACUCACGACUCUGGGCCAUCCGCCGGGUCCGAUCACCAACACCACAAAGAGAAUGUAUCUGAAGAGGCUGAUGAGCUUCCGCAAACACCCCGAGCGUGUGGCUCUUGUGGCAAAUGGACAGAAAUCUCAGCUGAAAUUCUCGGUAGAGCUGAUAAACUGCCUACAAAUGGAGAACUUGAAUCGUCAUCUCACGGAAUACUUGAAACUGGAGAGGGAAAUGAUACAGAGCUUUCAGGAUCCCAGCAAAAAGUGGCGAGAAGGUCAUCUGAAGACGUCUUUUAUCUAUUUGCUAAUUGAUCCGCGGGUGUCUGCCAAUUUGCCCAGCAGAACAUCGAGCCUGAGUCCGGAUGAAGUGUGGCAGAUCUUCUUGCAGUCCAUCUUUUACGUGGGCAAAGGCAAGAAUAGUCGUCCUUAUGCUCACCUGUACGAGGCCAUCAAGCACUUCGGAGAGUUUUACAUGUCGGAUCCGCUGGCGAAAACGGCUGAGCGUCGCCUGCAGAACCAGAAGAUCACUAAAAUCAUGGACAUCUGGAAUUGCGACUUGGGUGUUGUAUGUCUGCACGUCUUCCACAACGUUCUGCCCGUGGAGGCGUAUUCGCGCGAAGCGGCGCUUAUAGACUGUCUGGGACUUCAGCAUCUCACCAAUCACAAGCGCGGGGAUUACUAUGGAGCGUCCUCGUGCUGGAAUAUGAGGCAAAAGAAGCACAUGGCGAUUGGCCUGCUAUUUAAAGCACUCCAAGUGUACCUGGCUGAGGGUGAGAGUCAGCUUACUCCGAAGGAUCUCUUGUAAAUGUGAUUCAUGUGAUAUGAGCAUUUUUUUCUAUUAUUCUGAUCGUAUUGCAUUGAUGAUUGUGAUUUAUGUAUAAAUUUUUUGUCGGAAUUUAUCUUGCCGUGCAAAGACAAUGGAAAAAUUAUUAAACAAAGAAGAUUGAGUACAACAAUUAGUGAAAUGAUUUGAUUUCUGGAAAUGUUUGGUGAUUUUGCCUUUUGAAUUGAUAUAAG
This is a messenger RNA of Phlebotomus argentipes, 2138 nucleotides long. RefSeq names its product ankyrin repeat and LEM domain-containing protein 1. The transcript has 2 exons. Gene Ontology annotation, molecular function: protein binding; endonuclease activity. Bases 13 to 1926 code for a protein of 637 amino acids. NCBI's taxonomy places the organism in Eukaryota, Metazoa, Arthropoda, Insecta, Diptera, Psychodidae. The record is from RefSeq and is a predicted model, not a curated record.